AUGGAAAACGAAUCUAAUUCUUCAAACCAAAACAUUAAAGUAUAUAAUCCACCAUCACAAGAUGCGUCCUAUUCCAAUAAAAUUAAUCUUCCAGAUUCUUUUUAUGAACUGUCACCAUCAGAGUUGAAGAAUUUAUUGUCAAUGCAAAAUUCAAAACGAUUAGCUUCGGAUAAUGCAGGGUUUAAAACAAGAGCGAUGAGACAAAAGGAAGACGAAGAAAGGGAACGAAAAUAUCCAAAGACUUUGAUCAGAGUAAAAUUUCCUGAUAGUUAUCAAAUGCAAGUUGCUUUCUUGUCAAAAGAACCAGAUAAUGGUCCAUAUUUGUCUGAGGAAUAUCUAAUUAUGAGCGAAGAUCUUCCAAAACCUAUAAAUUUAGAAUCUGAUAAAAAUUCUUCACAUGAUAAUAAAAAAAGUCAUUCGGCUUUUAAAUGUGUGUAA
Messenger RNA from Entrophospora sp. SA101, 438 nucleotides. The record is from the annotation of a GenBank genome assembly. Lineage: Eukaryota; Fungi; Glomeromycota; Glomeromycetes; Entrophosporales; Entrophosporaceae.